Messenger RNA from Thrips palmi, 1569 nucleotides. RefSeq names its product verprolin-like. The transcript is spliced from 6 exons. The record is from RefSeq and is a predicted model, not a curated record. Gene Ontology annotation, molecular function: zinc ion binding. NCBI's taxonomy places the organism in Eukaryota, Metazoa, Arthropoda, Insecta, Thysanoptera, Thripidae. The coding region runs from base 1 to 1569 and encodes 522 amino acids.
AUGAGCGCUGCAGGAAAACUACCUGAAGGCCUGCCUCAAACUCCGCCUGAAACUCCACCUGAAACUCCACCUGAAGCCCCAGCUGUUGAAGUGGCCGACCCACCUCAGACGGCCCAAGAGGCGGAAGGGCGUGUUGGUGAAGUGGCUGAUGACGCAGCAGAACCUGUGCUAGAUCAAUCAGCAAGAAGCCUCUCAAUGGUGCGCAAUGGCUUUGGCGCUGGCAGUCCAGUGUUCAUCUGCAUCAACGCUGGAGAUUUUGCAGGCAUGCUGCAGACUUUUAUGCAGACCAUGGUGAGGCAGACUGUCCCUGCCCUUGCUCCGCCUGACAGCCAGCUACAACCUGCUGGCCCAUCAUCUGCUAGGAUUGGUCCUCAGGCCAGCAUCAGUCCUAUUCCUGACCCUGAUAGAGAUGCUGGGCCUGCAAGGAGUCCUCCUCGGGCCAACUUGAGUCCUGAUCGUGGUCGAGAUGCUGAGCCAUCAUCUGCCAGGUCAUCUGCUGGUCCUCGUCAGCCCAACAUCAGUCCUAGUCCUGACCCUGAUAGAGAUGCUGGGCCUGCAAGGAGUCCUCCUCGGGCCAGCUUGAGUCCUGACCGUGGUCGAGAUGCUGAGCCACCAUCUGCCAGGUCAUCUGCUGGCCCUCAGUCCAGCAUCAGUCUUGAUGCUGAUAGAGAUGCUGGGCCAUCAUGUUCAAGGAGUCCUCCUCGGGCCACCUUCACUCCUGAUCCGGAACCAGAACAGCCCAUGCCAGGCCAAGAAGACGACGUAGUUUAUGUGGUAUCAGACGAAUCUGAACCCGAAUCAUAUGAACCCAAUCGCGACGCCAAUGGGGCUUUGUAUUAUAACCAGACAAGUCAAGGGCUGGUGCCCCAUGUGCUAAAUCCUACUUCAGAAAAAAAGCGACGUCCAAGAGGUACAAUUCCCGCCCCUGCUAAGAAAAAACCCAAAUUUAUUGACAGUGACGGAGAGGAUGAAGAGGACAGGUAUUUCAUACACACGGAACAUGGACUGGUUCCCGUGGCAUACCAUGAGAAGAAGGUGAAGGUGAAAAGGCCUGAGAGCAAUGAUCAGACCAAUGAUCCUGAUGAUCCACCACACUGUUCUCACAAUAGCGGCAAUGAGGAAAAGAAGAAGAAGAGGGGUCGCCCAAAGGGCUCUAAGAAUAAGCCAAAACCCAAGGAAGAUAAGAAUAACGGAAAAUGCAAGGAAAAGAAAAAGAAAGAUUCUGAUUCGGACGAUGAAGACACAAUUCGUUGCAAAAUCUGCAAAGAAAACAAUGGCAAGCAACUGGUGUGCACAACUUGUGGGCAUCUAUUUCACAAGGAAUGCCUGGAUAGGUGGCUCCAGGUGUCUGGGCAAACCUACAAACCCAAGAAGAAGUGCCCCUUUUGUAAUAGUCUUUUUGAAAGAGACUUAGAGUUGCGGCGUUCUGGGCACACGCAAGGAAGGACCAAAGCCAAGGACUUCAAGAACGUCAUCGAAAAGGGGCAGGUCACUGUGUUUGACGUUCACAAGACUGUUCAAGGUGGCCCAUGGCUCUCUGCUGGACGUGUAUACAGACUGUUUGGAUAA